This is a messenger RNA of Colletes gigas, 750 nucleotides long. RefSeq names its product testis-expressed protein 47-like. The coding region runs from base 1 to 750 and encodes 249 amino acids. The transcript has 7 exons. The record is from RefSeq and is a predicted model, not a curated record. NCBI's taxonomy places the organism in Eukaryota, Metazoa, Arthropoda, Insecta, Hymenoptera, Colletidae.
AUGAAACGUGUGUUUGAACCUGUCAGGAAGAGUAUGCUGGACGUGGUGAGAAAAAAUCUUCGUGUAGCCGGAAGGGUUACGUAUAUAACACGUAUCGUAUACAUCGGAGAGUAUGUUGGUUCACAUUCUGACUUAGAAAAGGUAAUGGAAUAUGUUAUUAACGAUUUAAAAGCAGAUUGCGUCAAUGUUCUUAUAAGUGGAUUGUUGCUUGUGUAUCCGCAAUGCUACAUUCACGUAUUAGAGGCGUCGGAAGAUAUUAUUUAUAAACAUUUGAAAGCUCUGGAUGAUAACCAUCGUGAUAGUUUCAAACUCGAGAAUGCAAUAUUUCUUCCAUCUUAUCAUCAUGUUCAUCAAAGAUUCUUUUCGGAAUGGUCCUACGUAUACACAAUUCCACCCACUUUGAUAGACAAAUUGGAAUCGUACGAACUAAGUGAAAUUCGGACGCAGGUGUCCAAUUGUUUGAGAAAAGUAUACACGUUAUGCGAUAAUAUCGCGAAGACGGUCCGCGAUUUCGCAGUACCAAUGAAGGAUGUUGUACGUAACAUCAGCGACGAGGUUUCACGACUUUUCCCCGAGAGCACAGUGUUACAGUACUUGUUAAAUGCGCACAGUCCCGUUCUUUUGACUGCGAAGGAAUUUCUCAAAAUACAUUCCACGGUUCCGUUUGUAAAUUUGUACCAAGAGUAUUUACAAUAUCAAAAAAACGUCUCCUUGUAUUGGGUACAUGAAAUUUGUGUCAGAUAUCGCUAA